Messenger RNA from Clunio marinus, 1945 nucleotides. NCBI's taxonomy places the organism in Eukaryota, Metazoa, Arthropoda, Insecta, Diptera, Chironomidae. The record is from the annotation of a GenBank genome assembly.
GAUGUCGUUGUUGUUUCUCUUUCACGCAAGAAAAUAAAAUGGAAAAUAUUUUCAAUUGUGUUUAUGAAAAUUUUACAUUAAGUGAAAUAUUAAAUCUUUUGGUGCCAAUAUUUUCUGAUUGUGAUGAUAGGACUCUCUCAACUGAUCUGCGAAAAUUGUAAAACUAAAGCAGUGGACUCAUUUACGUUCCGAAACUUAUGCCUAAUGUCUGACAAACUUGCUCGUUCGGAAAAUAGUAUAAGCGAUGAUGAAUAUGAAAAAGACAACGAAUUUGAUGAAUCCAAUGAGAUAAUCUUUGACACUCGCACAGAAUCAUUGCCAGAAGAAGAUGAAAUUGUCUCUGAAGAUGCAAUCGAAAUCGUCGAGGAUUUUAAAGAAGUUUUAUUGUGUCCUUAUUGUCAGGAAUCAUUUGAAUCUUCAUGGGAUUUCAAUGAUCAUGUUGCACAGAAUCAUGAAUAUCAAGAUAAUGCAAAGCUUGAAAAUGAAAUUGAACAAGAAACAGUCGAACAAUCGCUUGAUGAAAGUGAACUAAAUGAGAAUGAGAUCGUUGAAGACAGUUUUAUUGUACGCGAAGAAGUUGAUCCUGAUGCUAGUGGUUCCAGUAAAGCCAAAAAAUAUAAAUGUCAUUUGUGUGGAAAGAGGUUCGAAUCGCCUUCAAAAGUUCGCCGUCAUUUGACUGUUCAUCGUGAUAUUUUACCUCAAUCAGUUCUCCCGAAACCUCCACGAAAAGAAUAUAAAUAUGAGUGUCCAUUUUGUGGAAAGCGUGUUGAAAGUCCAUCAAAACUACAACGGCAUUUAAAUGUUCAUAAUGAAGAUCAGAAAAUAUAUAAUGGAAUUAAUCAACACCGGCCUCUCGCAUGUCCACAUUGUGACUUAAGAUUCUGGAAUCGAGUGAAAGUUGAACGACAUAUGAUUGUGCAUUCUGAAGAGUUUGAGAAGUCAAAGAUCGUGCAUUCGAAUGAUCAUAAUUUUAUUUGUGUUAUUUGUCUUCAAUCAGUUCCUGAUUAUGAUGAAAACAUAAAGCACAUGAGAGCUCAUCGCGACGAUUGCGAUGAAAAUACCACAAUGUCAUGUAAAUUGUGUUCAAAAACUUAUCCGAACCUUGCAAACCUUGUUCGUCAUGCUCGAAGUCACAUUGAAAAUGCAACACAUCAAUGCAUUCAUUGUGGAAAACUUAUGGGGAUGGGCGACGAUCUCAUUGAUCACUUUCUGCGACACAAAGGAUUCAAGCCUUACAAAUGUGACGUUGAAUCAUGCGACAAAAGUUUUCUAAAGCUUCAUAAAUUGAUGCAACAUAAAUCAACACAUGGAGAGGCAAAACCAAAAAAAUUUCCUUGUAAUCUUUGUGAUAAAAGUUUUGCUGAAAUUGAAUAUCUUAAGCGACAUCAAAUUCGACAUACUGGAAGAAAGGAUCAUGCAUGUAACUUAUGUCCAGCACGUUUCAUUUUUAAAUGGGGCCUUGCAUCUCAUAUGGCUACACAUUCUAACGAAAAACCAUUGACAUGUGAUGUUUGUUCGAAGAAAUUCAGUAAACUUCAAACACUUCGAACACAUCAAAAGAUUCAUGUUGGUGAUAAAAAGUUCUCAUGCAAAACAUGCAACAUGCGAUUCAUUACCAGCGGUCAUCUGCGACGUCACACACGAUCACAUACCGGCGUUAAACCUUUUCAAUGUAAUUAUUGUGGAAAAGCUUAUGGUCAAAGUAAUGAUCUGACGAAACAUUUGAGAACGCAUCUUGGACCAAAAGUUUACAAAUGCAAUAUUGGAGAAUGUUCGGAAGCCUUUGCAAAAUUUAAUGAAUUAAAACAACACAAAAUGGAUCACUUUAGAGAAGAGGAAACAAUUUCGGAAGAAAUCUACGAAGGUGACCUCAAUUUAAUGAAACUACUUUAAUUUUUUCAAUUAAAAAUAAAAGUUUAUGAAUCCAAAUAAUUCGGGAAAAUAA